AUGCUAAUUGUAAAUGUGGCUGAGAAGCCAUCUGUAGCCAAAUCAAUAUCAAGAAUACUGUCUAAGAGUGUAGUUACAACUAAGUCACCUAAUAAGUAUUGCAUGAACCACAAUUUCAAGCUGGAUGCAGAUCAGAUGGUUUUUACCUCAGUAUUGGGACAUUUGGUUGAACUGAAUUUUGCACCAGAGUACAGAAACUGGGGGAAUACGGAUCCAUACGACUUGUUUGAUGGUGAAAUAACACGAGAUGUACGAGAUGAUUUGAGCGGAGUCAAGAAAAAUAUAACAAAAUUAGCAGAUGAGGCAGAUAUGGUUGUAAUAUGGACAGACUGUGAUAGAGAAGGAGAGAAUAUAGGCAAGCAGAUAAAGGAUCUAUGUGGUAGCACACUGGUCAAACGAGCCAGAUUCUCAGGAAUUAGCAAACAUGAAAUAAUGAAUGCAUUUAGCAAUCUACAGGAAAUAAACCAGAAUGAAUCAGACGCAGUAGAAGCACGAAUGGAACUGGAUUUGAGAUGCGGAAGUGCUUUUAGUCGUCUCCAAACCAUGGCACUCUCUGAGAAGUUUGGAAACCAAAAGAAGGUGAUUUCGUACGGUCAAUGCCAAAUACCAACACUUAAUUUCGUAGUACAGAGACACAAGCAAAUCAACGAGUUUGUUCCAGAACAGUUCUAUUCGCUGAUUGCUGAAGACAAUGGAAAUGAAUUCACAUGGAAAAGAGGCAACCUGUUUGAUAAAAAUUGCGUGAUCCAUUUCUAUAACGAAAUAGAAAAAUGCGAUUUUAUUGUAGAAAGUGUGGAAUGCGCCCAGAAAACAAAAUUCAAGCCAAUUCCAUUACGAACAGUUGAAUUUCAAAAGAUAUGCACCAGCUAUUACAAGAUACCAGGAGCUGAAGUAAUGAGAAUUGCAGAGAAACUCUAUAAUCAAGGAUAUAUCAGUUAUCCAAGAACAGAAACAGACUCAUUUGGAAGUGGAUUUGGAUACCAAAGAAUCUUGGAUAAGUUAAAGGCAGAUGACAAAUUCACAGAAUACCUGAAUGAAAUGGAGUUCAAAACACCAAGAAAGGGUAAAAAUAAUGAUCAGGCUCAUAGUCCAAUAUAUCCAUUGAAGAGUGGAACUGGUCUAUCAGGAAAGGAUAGAAAUGUGUAUGAGAUGGUUGCAAGAAGAUUCAUUGCAUGCUGCUCCGAUGAUGCACGUGGUUUAGAAACUGUCAUAAAAAUAAGGCCAAAUUCAAAAGCAGGAAUCAAAGAAGAGCAAUUUAUUUGCAAGGGACUCAAAAUAACAGAACAGAACUAUCUGAAGAUAUACAUUUAUGAUACGUGGAAUAACAAGAAUUUAAGAAACCCAGAUAACUAUGAGACUGGUAAGAUAAUGAUGAAUUCAAAAAUAGAAAUCAAAGAUGGGGCAACAACAGCCCCAAGUUAUUUGACAGAGAAAGACCUGAUAAAUCUGAUGGAUAAAAAUGGAAUAGGAACCGAUGCAACAAUACACGAGCAUAUAAAUAAGAUACAGAUCAGAGAAUAUGCCUCCAAAUCAGGUCAAUUCAUAAAACCAACUGAGUUGGGAAUCAAUUUGAUCAAUGCAUACAAUUUAUUAGGACUGGAGAUAUCAGAAUGCAAAAUAAGAAAGGAAAUGGAAGAGAACCUGGUGAAAGUGUGCAAGGGAGAAAUAGCCAGUCGUGAGUUGGUUCAGAGAGAAAUAGGAAUCUACAAAAAGAUCUUCAUAAAAUUCAGAAACAAAAUUGAUCAAUAUAAACGCAUUAUGGAAACAAAACAGGCUGUUGAAACUAAAAGAAGUAGCACAACAAAGCGAUUCAAAGCAUCCGAUACAGAGAACAGAAAGAAUUCAGUGGUUGAAUGUGGCUGUAAAAAACAGGCUGAUUUCAGACAAGUCACCAAAGGAAAAAACAAGGGGAAAUGGUACUACGGCUGCUGUGAAUACCCAAGCAAAUGCGACUUCUUUCUAUGGGAUGGAGAAACCAAACAGGAGAGAAUCAACAAGCAGCAAAUUGUGGUUGAAGACGUCCAAUGCCAAUGUGGAAAGGGCGCAGUUAAAAAGACAUCGACGACUGAGAAGACAAAAGGGCGACAGUUUUAUUGCUGUAACAGAUCGUACAAAAAAUGCAAGUUCUUUCAAUGGGCUGAUUAA
This is a messenger RNA of Enterospora canceri, 2145 nucleotides long. NCBI's taxonomy places the organism in Eukaryota, Fungi, Microsporidia, Enterocytozoonidae. The record is from the annotation of a GenBank genome assembly.